Molecule: messenger RNA, 785 nt
Organism: Jatropha curcas
Lineage: Eukaryota; Viridiplantae; Streptophyta; Magnoliopsida; Malpighiales; Euphorbiaceae
Product: major allergen Pru ar 1
Biological process (GO): abscisic acid-activated signaling pathway; defense response
Cellular component (GO): cytoplasm; nucleus
Molecular function (GO): signaling receptor activity; protein phosphatase inhibitor activity; abscisic acid binding
Source: RefSeq, a predicted model, not a curated record
UCGUUGUUUCUGGAUUUGCUAUCUCUAGAUCUCAUGUCUUUAUAAGUGGCAUAUAUACCGCUAAAAGAAAAAUAGCAGAUUUUCUCUCCAUCCAUACACAUCUGUUGCCUUUUCUUUAAUCAUAAUGGGUACUGUGACUUAUGAAGGGCAGAUUGAGGGCUCAACCCCACCAGCCAAGCUGUUCAAGAUGAUAGUCCUUGAACCUCAAAUCUACCUUCCCAAAGUCCUGCCUGGGGCUAUUAAAAGUUUUGUCAAUCUUCAAGGAGAUGGAGGACCUGGCACUCUCAGACAAAUCACCUUCCCUGAAGGGAGUCCAAUUAGUCAUUUGAAGGAGACAGUUGAUGCAAUUGAUGAGGAGAAUUUCAUAUUUGAAUAUUCAAUAAUCGGAGGCGAUCCUGCUAUUAUUGAUACCAGUUUAGUUGAGAAAAUGUCUUUUCAAAUUAAGUUUGAAAUUUCUCCUGAUGGAAGAACUGUUUGCAAGCGAAGCUGUAAGGCCUAUACUGUUGAUGGUGUUGAGGUUAAAGAAGAUGAAAUUAGGGGUAGCCUAGAAAAGACUAUGCAAGUCUUUUUUGGAUCAUUCAAGCUUUAUGAAGCCUAUGCCUUGGCAAAUCCUGAUGCCUAACUUAAUUUAUAUGUAUUUUAGUUUUAAUAAAGCAUGAGCUUGGAGUUUGAUGUGAAACCCUAGUAGCUUUCUCGCAUUUUCUCUUCAAUAAUAUUUUGUAAUUUCUGAAAGCGUUUUGAACAUAGAAUUGAAAUAAAAUGCGUGGUCCUACAGGUACUUAGUA